AUGGAGGUAGAGGGAGACAGAGGGAGGCAGAGGGAGGUAGAGGGAGGAAGAGGGAGGCAGAGGGAGACAGAGGGAGGCAGAGGGAGGCAGAGGGAGACAGAGGGAGGCAGAGGGAGGCAGAGGGAGACAGAGGGAGGUAGAGGGAGACAGAGGGAGACAGAGGGAGGCACAGGGAGAGGGAGGCAGAGGGAGGCAGAGGGAGGCAGAGGGAGACAGAGGGAGGUAGAGGGAGGCAGAGGGAGGCAGAGGAAGACAGAGGGAGGCAGAGGGAGGCAGAGGAAGACAGAGGGAGGCAGAGGGAGGCAGAGGGAGACAGAGGGAGGCAGAGGGAGACAGAGGGAGGCAGAGGGAGGCAGAGAGAGACAGAGGGAGACAGAGGGAGGCAGAGGGAGGCAGAGGGAGGCAGAGGGAGGCAGAGGGAGACAGAGGGAGGUAGAGGGAGGCAGAGAGAGACAGAGGGAGGCAGAGGGAGGCAGAGGGAGGCAGAGGGAGGCAGAGGGAGGUAGAGGGAGACAGAGGGAGGCAGAGGGAGGCAGAGGGAGGUAG
Molecule: messenger RNA, 546 nt
Organism: Knipowitschia caucasica
Lineage: Eukaryota; Metazoa; Chordata; Actinopteri; Gobiiformes; Gobiidae
Source: the annotation of a GenBank genome assembly